Molecule: messenger RNA, 1554 nt
Organism: Cydia pomonella (codling moth)
Lineage: Eukaryota; Metazoa; Arthropoda; Insecta; Lepidoptera; Tortricidae
Product: odorant receptor 22a-like
Exons: 8
Coding region: 1-1278 (425 amino acids)
Biological process (GO): detection of chemical stimulus involved in sensory perception of smell; sensory perception of smell
Cellular component (GO): plasma membrane
Molecular function (GO): olfactory receptor activity; odorant binding
Source: RefSeq, a predicted model, not a curated record
AUGAUUUUAAACCAAGUGUAUGAUGUUUUGAAGAAGAGACUUGAUGAUGGUUACGUGAACUCGCCUCUGGAUUUCAAGUAUGUGGCUUCACUGCAAUUCGUGAUGACAACCAUAGGCUCCUGGCCAUAUAAGCAAUUUGGACGAAAUCGUUUAGCGGCCAUUUUGUCUACGUACAACGCCUUUCUAAUACUCCUUGGCACCGUUUUGUGCGUUUUGGGCUUAAUCUAUAUGCGUGAGAGUGUAGUAAAACUGUCAUUUUUUGAUUUGGGCCAUAAUAUUUUGUGUUUGAUUUUCGAUACCAUGUAUCUGCAAAGACUAUUGACGGCAAGGACAAAGAAAUAUCAAGAGGUAAUAAAGGAUUAUUUACUUCACUUUAACUUGUUUUACUUCAAGGGCCGGUCACCAUACGCUGCAAAGGUACACGCGCAAAUCCACAUUAUAUCAGGAAUGUUCACGAUCUACGUGAUGUGGCAGAUGUUCAUAGGAUUGUUACUGUUCAUAUUCAUGCCGUGGUUCAACAACUAUAACAGAGGCAUGUUCGGCGAAAACCGGCCCCAAAACAGCACGUUCGAGCACUCUGUAUACUAUUAUCUACCUGAUGACAUUGAUACAACUGAAGAGGAAUAUUGGCUAUUAUUUAUCUUCAAUAUGUUACUUUCCUAUAUGACCACAAUUUGCAUGUGCGUUUUUGAUCUCUUACUGAUCUUGAUAGUGUUCCAAAUUUGGGGGCACCUGAGGAUUCUGAAGCAUAAUUUGCAAAACGUUCCACUGCCGGAAAACAGUAUUAUGUACUCAGUUGAAGAGAAUAAUAACAUACGAAUGUUAUUGAAGGAGAAUAUAUUACAUCACAACUUUAUUAUACAAUUCGUGAACAGAUGCUCGGACGCAUUCAGCGAAUAUUUGUUUGCGUUCUACUUGUUCAUGCAGUUCAACACCUGCAUCUUACUGCUGGAAGUCACUACGUUCACCGCGGACUCGCUGGCGAAGUACGGCGCCCUAACCGUCGUCAUGCAUCAGCAGUUAAUACAAGUGUCCAUAUUGUUCGAGAUGUUGAACACCAAGAGUGAGCAGCUGACCGACGCUGUAUACGCCAUCCCGUGGGAGCAUAUGGACACGAAAAACAAGAGAACUGUGUUGUUUUUUCUGCACAGGAUUCAGACCCCAGUCAGUCUGAAGGCCGCCAAGGUCGUCCCUGUGGGGGUCAACACUAUGUCCGCAGUUCUGAAGACCACGUUCUCGUAUUACAUGAUGCUGAAGGCGUUGGCUGGGGAGCGAUAAAUCAAACGGGAGUGGGCAAAAAUAUAUAUAUAUACAGCUCAGAACUAAAUUAUAAAUAAAUUUUUGGCAAGAAUUUCAUUUUUGGUAGUUAGUAGGUUUGGGUUUCGACACGAUUGUAACAGCCCCAAAUACAAUUUAAUUUAUGUUGUUUUAUCACAGAGUUGCCAUGGCCACCUCCUGUCUCCAUCAUCAGAUCAGCUCCAUGUCAUCAUAAUAUUGCAUUUAGUGUAAGGCUCACAUACUGUAUUAGGUUUCAAGCAAAUAAAUACUAUAACA